AUGGCGGGCUCAUACAGUAAAAAAACGUCCACACCGUCCAAGUCUCCCGCCGCGGCGCGGCAGCCAUCGGUCAAACGUAACUCGAGCAUCCUCAGCUUUUUCCAGAAGACAGAUACCCCGCCGGGAGCAACCUCCCGCCAGGCGCGAAUCACGCAGUUUGCAACAACUUCAUCGCGAUCACCAAGCAGCGGUCGGAGCACUCCGAAUAUUCAGCGAACAAAUAGCUCCAGGGAUACUGCUGGUGGGGAACUCUUUCUGGAGGACAAGAAAGGCCGAGCCGUCGCCCAAGUGGCGCCGACAACAGAGGCCAGAGCGCGGUCACGAUCCCCGGCAAAUAUAUGGGGCGACAAUGACGAUGAUGACUUUUUUAAUGCCGAUGACCAAAGAUACAAUGAAACAGGCUCGUCGGUCAAACGCCGGAAAGUGAACUCGCCUGACGCAGCCGCAAAUGAUACACAACAAUCGGAUAAAGGGCCAAACUCGACCAACCCUCCUACAUUCAAAAAGCCGACGAGUGGUCCUUUCAUUGACGAGUCGGAUAGUGAGGAGGACAUGGAUGCAUACAAGGACCUUGAAGAUACGUCUCCCACCCUGGGACAUACGACAUUUGGAGAACGAGUACCUAUGAAUAAUGACACCGCGGCUUCCGAAUCCUUGCCUGCCUUCGCGUCCCCGAACCUGGUAAGAGAAGAUACGAGCCAUGCCGGAAAUGAUGAAUUCGCGGAUUUUGACGAUCUUGAAGAGGACGAAUUUGUAGGGGAAGAGUUUCGAGAACGACCAUGGGAGGAUGAAGAGCAGGAAGCGUCAAUUGAUGGAGUGGCCAGAGACUCAGAUAGCUGCAGUGGUAUCGAUCAGGGCGCCAGAGAAGAGGUGGCGGUUUGUCCGAUUUGCCAGGUAACUUUGCCGAAGCUAGAUGAAACGGCAAUAUUGAUCCAUGUGAACAAUUGUCUCGAUGAUAAACCCGCCCCUACAACCACUGCCCUUAAACCCGAGGAUCCUGUAAAGGACCCUACUAAGGGAUUGACACGUACCGAACGCACCGCAAUUCCUCGACCAGCACAGCGCGGCCCGUACGCCCAGAGCGCUCCUGGAGCGCGGUCUGCUUUUACCAAAAUGAUGACCGGAAACGCAGAAGACACAGCAUGGUCGAGGGCCGCGGCGAACGAAAUGUCCUCUCGAGGCAAGCAGGCCUACGAACGGACCUGCCCAUUUUACAAGAUCCUUUCGGGAUUCUCGAUCUGCGUGGACGCUUUUCGCUACGGAGCGGUCGAAGGAUGCAAUGCCUACUUUCUCAGUCACUUUCACAGCGACCACUACAUUGGACUGACCAAGUCGUGGUGUCAUGGUCCCAUUUAUUGCAGCCGAGCGACGGCAAAUCUUGUUCGCCAACAGCUUCGCGUUGACCCUAGAUGGAUUGUGGACCUCGAGUUUGAAAAAACUACGGAAGUGCCUGGAACGGGUGGAGUCCAAGUUACGCUGAUCUCCGCCAACCACUGUCCCGGUAGUGCUCUGUUUCUUUUCGAAAAGACCUUUGGCAGCGGCCCAAGCACACGGCACCAGCGAAUCCUUCACUGUGGCGACUUCCGUGCAUCCCCGGAACAUGUACAGCACCCACUCCUACGUCCGAACCCGGUCAAUCCCGUCACCGGUCAACCACGCCAGCAGCGGAUUGAUACGUGUUAUCUCGACACCACCUAUCUCAACCCCAAGUAUGCGUUCCCCAGCCAGGAUGAUGUGAUCACCGCGUGCGCAGAGCUCUGCGUGCGCCUCGAUCGCGAAGCCGGAGUGGGACUUGACCAGGGCAAAACCGGAGGGGGUGGUUUGAUAAACAAAUUCCUUGGCUCUGUAACGGCAACGGAUCGAUCGCAAAAUCAAUCCUCCGGAAACGGCGGUCGACUGCUUGUAGUUAUCGGCACAUACAGCAUUGGCAAGGAACGAAUCUGUCAAGGCAUUGCGCGGGCACUUGGAUCCAAGAUCUUCGCCACUCCGCAGAAGCAACGGAUCUGCGCCUGUUUAGAAGACCCGGAGCUGUCGUCCUUGCUAACGAGCGAUCCGCGCCAAGCUCAGGUGCAUAUGCAAUCGCUGUUCGAGAUUAACCCUAACACGCUGGCCGACUACCUGGACUCGAUGAAACCGCAUUUCUCGCGUGUCGUUGGCUUCCGUCCCACAGGCUGGAACUAUCGCCCGCCGGCAGGACGCAUGCUUACCAACCCGCCAGUCUCGACAGUGCUGCACUCUGAGAACUGGAAAACCUCGUUCACGGCACAGGACCUCACACCGCAACGAGGCAGCACCCGCGAAAGCGCUUGUUUCGGGGUUCCAUACAGUGAACAUAGCUCCUUCCGCGAGCUGACCAUGUUCUGCUGCGCAUUGCGCAUUGGGCGGGUGAUCCCGACGGUUAACGUGGGCAAUCAGAAAAGCCGAGAACAGAUGAAAGCGUGGAUGGAACGGUGGGAGGGUGAGAAGAAGAAGAGCGGGCUAUUCCCGGUAUCGGGCGAGCGAUGGUGA
Molecule: messenger RNA, 2508 nt
Organism: Penicillium lagena
Lineage: Eukaryota; Fungi; Ascomycota; Eurotiomycetes; Eurotiales; Aspergillaceae
Product: DNA cross-link repair protein PSO2
Exons: 2
Coding region: 1-2508 (835 amino acids)
Biological process (GO): double-strand break repair via nonhomologous end joining; protection from non-homologous end joining at telomere; interstrand cross-link repair
Molecular function (GO): 5'-3' DNA exonuclease activity; damaged DNA binding
Source: RefSeq, a predicted model, not a curated record